ACAUACACGUCGUAAACGUCACCAAAAACUUACUUGCAAACAAAUUAUUGACAAAUUUCGUGUUAAUAAAAUGUUUAAUUAAACGUAUUCUACCGUACAUAUUUGGCGAGUGUAUGUGUGUAUGAGCGUGUAUGCGCCUUGCUGUGUCCAAGCGGCAGUUAAACAUAUGUACAUAUGUAAGAAAAAGAGCUGCAGUCGCAGGUUAAAUAUUUGUUCGUUUCGUGCUAAAUCUUAAAGGCUGAAGCCAAUUAGUAGCAAUUAUUGAAUUUGGACGCAAUGUCACUGCCAGGCAAUGGUAUUUAUGUGGUGAGAGGUGAAAUGGCCACGCUAAUGACGGCCAUGCGACGUGGUACGCGUUGGAACGCAACAGCCUACGUGGAUGAUGAAAAGGACGGCUUGCUGAAACUGUUCAUCGAUUUGAAGCAGGUGCUGAAUCGCAUUGAAGACUUACGUUUAAUUGAACCGAAUGUUUUUCUGGCGCCCUUUUUGGAGGUGAUUCGAACAGCGGACACUACGGGACCAUUAACUAGUCUCGCCUUAGCCUCGGUCAAUAAAUUUUUGUCAUAUGGCUUAAUUGAUCCGACUACCCCAAAUCUGGCUGUGAUUGUAGAGAUGAUUGCAGAUGCUGUUACGCAUGCUCGUUUUAUGGGCACCGAUCAGUCAUCUGAUAGUGUAACAUUUAUGCGUGUCAUCGAAGUGUUGCACACUCUAAUUCGUAGUCCAGAGGGUGCUGCUGUUAGCAAUGAGUCAAUGUGCGAAGUGAUGCUCAGCUGUUUUAAAAUCUGCUUUGAACCGCGUCUUAGCGAGCUGUUGCGUCGGUCUGCAGAACAAUCUCUAAAAGACAUGGUGUUGCUCUUUUUCAUGCGUCUGCCACAGUUCACAGAGGACGGCAGCGAUACUGUGCUACAGAAACGCUUUACUAUAUAUGAAGCCGCAGGCGCAGCCGCAGAGAAAAAUAAACGUAAACCACAUGCCGCUUUGGCUGUGCAGCAACGCAAGUCAUCCGCAGCCGACGAGCCUCCUCAGACACCGCAAACCACGCUGGCGGCACCCACGCAUUUAAAGGCGCCUAUACUCGCAACUACGCCUGCUUCUCCAGCUGGUAAUAUUCUGGAUAUGCAGGGAAAGAUAACACAAACACCCACCACAACAACAACUGUUAAUACUGGGAAUAAUAUCAACGCUCAAGUAGAUGUACCAUCAAUUCAAGUGGAGACUACAAAACCUGACGACACAACUGAUGGAUAUGAGGAUUCUACGGCUGCCACGCUAGUUGAUUCUAAUAGCAGUGAAUAUAUUAACUCUGUGGGAGUGAGGUUUACCCAGCAGACGUCUAACCAGGAUGCAGCAGUUUUGUCAUCUACAUUGACGCCUUAUGGUCUGCCGUUCAUUCAGGAGCUAUUCCGGUUUCUUAUCAUAUUGUGUAAUCCGUUGGAUAAGCAGAAUUCAGACAGCAUGAUGCAUACAGGCCUAAGUUUGCUUACUGUAGCCUUUGAAGUGGCUGCGGACAACAUUGGAAAAUAUGAAGUAUUGUUGGAGCUGGUCAAAGAUGAUUUGUGCAGGAAUCUAAUAUCGCUGCUUAGCUCUGAACGUCUAAGUAUAUUUGCCGCUGAUUUACAACUAUGUUUUCUACUCUUUGAGUCGCUUCGAGGCCACCUUAAGUUUCAAUUGGAGUGCUACCUUAAAAAAUUGAGCGAAAUUAUAGCGAGUGAUAAUCCGAAGACACCAUACGAGAUGCGCGAACUGGCGUUAGACAAUCUGCUGCAACUGUGGCGUAUUCCCGGCUUUGUUACGGAAUUGUACAUUAACUACGACUGCGAUUUGUACUGUACGGACAUGUUUGAGAGUCUUACUAAUUUGCUCAGCAAGUACACGCUUUCAGCCACUAAUGCAGUCUACAGUACGCACAUAAUCUCAAUGGAUACGCUAAUCAGUGUUAUCGAUUGCAUCGAACAUAAUUGUGCGGCUGCCAAGAGCAACAACAGCCUAAGCCACACUAUGGUUCAGGCUCCAGCGAUUGGUGUUGGCGGCAGUCGACAUUCUCGUCAUAACAGCGGCCUUGAAGGCAUAGUCAUUGACAACGGCGAGGAUCAUGUCGAAAAUAUAGCGAACUUUAUCAACAACAGCUCACAGCGAUUGCGAUUACAAUCAGCGGGCGAGAGUGGCAGCAUAACAAGUGAAGAACUGGCCAGCGUUAAAGAGAAGAAGCGUUUGUUGUCCAAGGGUACUGAAUGGUUUAAUCAACGACCUGACAAAGGCAUUCAGUACCUGCAAGAACAUGGCAUUCUACAUGCUCAACUUGAUCCCAUGCAAGUGGCCCUUUUCCUGCGCGAGAAUCCUGGUCUUGAUAAAAAAAUGAUUGGAGAAUAUAUCUCAAAAAAGAAAAACGUUGACUCUAAGAUUCUCAUCAACUUUGUGGACUCAUUUGACUUCACAGGACUUCGCGUCGAUCAAGCUCUACGUCUUUACUUGGAGACUUUCCGUUUGCCCGGCGAGGCACCGUUAAUAUUUCUCGUUUUGGAACAUUUCUCGGAUCAUUGGCACAAUCAAAACCAUGAGCCUUUUGCAAACACAGAUGCUGCUUUCCGUUUAGCCUACGCUAUUAUCAUGCUAAACAUGGAUCAGCACAAUUCGAAUGCUAAACGCCUUAAUGUGCCUAUGACGCUAGAAGACUUUACAAAGAACUUGCGUGGCUUAAAUGGUGGACAAGAUUUUGAUCAAGAAAUGUUAGCACAGGUCUUCAAUGCCAUUAAAAAUGAAGAGAUUGUGAUGCCUGCUGAGCAGACUGGGCUCGUACGCGAAAAUUAUUUGUGGAAAAUGUUGCUUCGUCGAGGUGCAACACAUGACGGACAUUUCCACUAUGUAAAUGAUGCUGCUUACGAUGUGCAAAUCUUUAACAUUGUAUGGGGCGCUUCGUUAAGUGCACUGAGUUUUAUGUUUGACAAGAGCACCGAGACGGGCUAUCAGCGCACAUUGGCGGGUUUUAGUAAAUCGGCAGCUAUAUCGGCACAUUAUAAUCUUCAUGCUGACUUUGAUGCGCUGAUCCUAACUUUAUGCAAGUUUACCACGCUGUUGAGUAGCGUAGAUCAGCAUGAGUCUGUGCCAGCCAACAAUGAAAUCCAGCAGGCUGUGAAUUUCGGUCUCAAUGCUAAGGCGCAAGCGGCAAUGCGAACUGUAUUUCUUCUAGUGCACGGUUAUGGAGAUAGUCUGAGAGACAGCUGGAAGCACAUAUUGGAAUUGUUUCUGCAGCUGUUCCGCUUAAAAUUGCUACCCAGAACUCUGAUUGAGGUAGAGGAUUUCUGUGAGCCCAGUGGCAAGGCAAUGCUGCUACUGGAGAAACCACGCGAAAAGCAAGAAUUGGGCCUUUUCUCUAGCCUCUACUCGUUUAUAAGUUCUGAGGGUCAGCGUGAGCCCACUUACGAAGAGCAAGAAUGUAUCAAACACGGUCGGAAGUGCAUUAAGGAAUGUCAGUUGGAUCAAAUGCUCCAGGAGUCUAAAUUUGUGCAACUGGAAUCUUUACAGGAGCUGCUUAGAUGCGUGUUAUCACUGUUAAAGGCACCGGAAACACCCAAAUCCAAUGGACAAGCAUAUGCUGAAGACAUAGCUGUAUUUUGGAUGGAGUUUCUUGUAAAGAUUGUGGUUCACAAUCGUGAUCGCAUGGUGCCGUUGUGGCCAGCUGUGCGUGAUCAAAUGUUGCAUCUUCUGCUUGCCAGUGCUCAGAAUGGCUAUGAUUAUCUGCUUAAUCGCUGCAUUAUAGCUGUAUUAAAACUAGCCAUAUAUUUAAUGCGCAAUGAAGAGCUGUGCCCCGUCGUGUUGCAAUCGCUCAAAAAUCUGUUAUCAUUAAAGCCACCACUGUUGCUGCGCAUCUCCAAUCAAAUAUCCAUUGGCACCUACGAGCUGCUUAAGACUUCUGCUCAAAAUAUUCACUCGGAGCAAGAUUGGCAAAUUAUAUUCAAUUUGUUGGAGUGCGUGGGCGCUGGUGCAGUUCCGCCUAACUUUGAAGCUGGGCAACAGUUAACCAUUCCGCCUAAUGGCCGUGUCACAUCCGACGGCGAAGACGAUGGAACUACUUCGUCAAUCGAUCGUGGCUACACAUCUGAUUCGGAGCUGAGUAAAUCCUCGAGUGCAGCAGCCCCGACAUCGAGUCCCAGUGCCGAAAACUGGAUACUGGUUGGCAAGGACAGUGAAUUGACCACAGCAUCAAGGCCUCAAUCGCCGCCCAGCUCUACUACACCUGUUGUAAGUUCGCUGGUGUUUAACUGCCAACUGCAAGAUCAUGCACCCUUUGCAUUGUUUAAGUGUUGGGACUCUCUGGCGUUCAUCGUUCGCAGUGUCGCCCACAUUACGCCGUAUAACUUUGAGGCUUGCGUGCGUUGUAUUCGCAUCUUUGUGGAAGCUUGUCGUGAUGGUGGAAUACAUCAGCGUCGAAAAUUGGAUGCCACUAUCAAGAAACGGAAUUUUAAAAAACGACAGGAGAACACACGUGAGCCAGGUGUUGUUAAGUCUACAUCUACUGGAAAUUUAAUAUCGGCGGUGGGCGACAUUGCCGAAAAUAGUACACCGAAUGCUGCUGAACAGGAAGAGUUGGCACAACGCUACGAACAGUUGUCUAUUCAAUUACUGGACCUCAUGUAUACAUUGUACACGCGUACUGCACAGAUUUUCCGGUGGUGGGCAGAGGAGGGCUGUACUGUGCCGCAAUCGGGAACACUGUGGACGCCUGGUUGGUGUCCGUUAUUACAGGGUAUUGCAAGGCUGGCCAUGGAUCGUCGGCGCGAAGUCCGCACGCAUGCAAUAUCCUGCCUUCAGCAGCGAGCAUUGCUGGUUCAUGAUCUACAAACGCUGUCAGGCGCGGAGUGGAGCUCUUGUUUCCAGAAUGUCCUGUUUCCACUGCUAAACGAGCUAUUGCCUGAGAGCGCUGCUGCCAGUGAGCUGGACAGCUCUCUGUUGGAGGAGUCCCGCAUUCGCACAGCCACUAUUAUGUCGAAAAUGUUUUUACAGCAUUUGACGACGCUUAUUGAGUUGGGACCGACAUUUAAUGACCUGUGGCUCGACAUAUUGGACUACAUUGAACGAUUCAUGAAAGUGGGCUCCGACACACUUUCCGAACAGAUGCAGGAGAUACUUAAAAACAUGUUGCUUGUGAUGCACUCUGUGCGCGUGUUUCAUAAUCAGGACGGUUCACUUCAGGAGGCUUUAUGGGAGCUAACUUGGCGACGUAUUGGAGAGUUUCUGCCGAACCUGAAAUCGGAGCUGUUUCAUGAUGAAGAUUUGGUAUCGCCAGCCAUAUCGCUGAACAUAACAAAAAUCAGUUACGAUCAUUCAAUGUCAUUGCCCCUCCCAGUACGCAGUUACGAAUUGGAAACGUUUACGACGGCCACAGCUAAGAGUGUAGGCUGUACCAAUACCUCUGUACAGGUUAAGCGGAAAAAGAAACCUUGGACCCGUUUGCGUUUUAAGUUUAAGUUGUUCAAGGGAAGGCGAGCCCAAACAUUGACAAACACUACAACCGCUCAACAGGUGCCUUCAGUGGCUAUUCUGCCCAGCCGUACACUGCAGCCCACGGAGCAGACUGUCAACGCGGCUACUGAUGUUGUUGCAGUUGAUGUUACUGCUGCUGCUACUGCUGCUACUACACUUGCCGUGGUCUCACCUAUAGGAUCGCCACGACGCAGCAUAAUUCUCCAACCUCCAAUGACGGAAGCACUCCAGCACGCUCCCAGCUUUACAUUUGCUCAGCCCAUAUUAAUGCCUCCACAACAGUCUACGGAGCUGCCACAGCAGCCUUCCGUUAACAGUAAGACAUUGCUUCCCGACUUGAUCAAUGAGGCAGCUGCUUCGGCUUCAGCAGUUGACCAUAACAAUACGUAUACAACACCCGGUCAGAGUUAUAUCCAGCCGGAGGCGGCAACUUCCACACCAAUUGUUAACAGUAAUAGCUACGCCAUUGAGCUGCCAGCUACGCCGCCAAAUUCAGUUGAACAUCAGCAACUUUUGUAUCAGCAAUUCCAAUAUCAACAGUACCAGACGCAACAGGCCCCAAGUGAUGUGCCCCUUAGUCAUCUUCUGGCCUGUAAUGCGUAUCCAUCGCUGCCCAGGAUGCCACAAGCAUCAAUUGUCCAAAGCUUUGCUCCAAUCUAUGAGGCGCCAGCGGCAGUGCAAGCUGGCAGUGCGAAUGACAUAUAUCAGGAAUAUGUGCAGAACCCCUAUAAUAUAACUUUACAACAGGCGCCACAGGAUCAACCACAAACACAACCACAGCCACAGCCACAGACACAGCCACAACAAUCACAAUCGGCUGAAUUGCUUUUUCCGGUUGUAGCAACGCCCGCCAACUACUUUAAUACCAAUGUCGAUCCUAGCUCCAUACCACCCGGCUCUGAACUGCUUUAUGGACAGCAGUAAGCAGUUAGUAUAACGUUUAUUUAACAUAAAAAUGGAAAACCAAUCUGUAUGUUAUUAGUAAUAUUAGGCGUUUUUAUUUUGUAUACUUUUGAAAAGAAACAUGUAUUUUAUACACAAUUGAAAUAUUUUAACACAUUCCGCGGGUGUGUGUGUUUAUGGCUUUCAAAUAUGACGAGUAUGCUUUAUGUAGUAAUCACACUUUCUCUUAAUAAUGGAACUAAAUUCGACGACGUAUUAGCGAAAUGAU
Molecule: messenger RNA, 6652 nt
Organism: Drosophila hydei
Lineage: Eukaryota; Metazoa; Arthropoda; Insecta; Diptera; Drosophilidae
Gene: garz
Product: Golgi-specific brefeldin A-resistance guanine nucleotide exchange factor 1
Exons: 11
Coding region: 277-6405 (2042 amino acids)
Biological process (GO): regulation of ARF protein signal transduction
Molecular function (GO): guanyl-nucleotide exchange factor activity
Source: RefSeq, a predicted model, not a curated record